AUGUUCACUGCAAUAGACGGAUCUGUUCUUGAUCGAAUCUACAAAAACAUUGUACCUCGAAUUCUUCCUGAUAUUCACAAGCUCAUCGUAGAUCAAUACUCAGUGAAAAGAAUUCUUCAAACUACCAGUUUUCCUCAACUCAACUCGCUUUCGCUCGUUAACUUCGAGAGCACAAAGAUUCUUCGAAUUUUAAAGAGUAAUGGACUCCAUUGUAUUCUAACUCAUCAAAUCACAAAUCUGGAUGUCGAUAUUCAACCACAUCGAAAAGAGGACUUGGAAAUUCGAUCAGAAAUAUUCAACACAAUUUUAUCUAUAUGCAAACGAUUGAUCAAUUUAAACUUUUGUCAAUUGUACCGCUAUCGAUAUUUAUCAACUAUUAUCGACUGUUAUCCACGAAAGGGUUGCAUAUCUUCAACUUUAACGAAGUUGAAAAUAAGUGUUGAAAGUUUGGAAGACUAUUUAACUGUUCUUAAUGGUGAUCUCUACUGUUUAUCUACGUUAAUUAUUAAUAUAAAGCACAUCCGUUACUCAUUAUCCGAAUCUGGGACUCUGCCAAUAUUACCGAGCUUGAAAUGUUUUUCACUAUUUUCACUUGAAUCCACAUACUAUUAUGAUAGAGAAGUGAUACCAUUACUUCAUCGAAUGAUAAAUCUCGAAGAGUUAACAUUAUUUUUAUAUGCAGUUAGAUGGCAAUCAACUUUUAUCGAUGGUGUGCAAUUACAAGAUCAGAUUAUUAUGCGUUUACCACAAUUGAACAAGUUCACGUUUAGUAUAUAUACGACUGAUUGCUGUUACAACAAGGAUGUUAAUUUUGAAUUUCAGCCCAAUAAAGAUCUUGGACGCAGUUUUACUCACAAAAUAUUCCGUCAAGUUGCCUCAUAUGUUCAUAUUAAUCGGUUAGGAACGGGUGGUGAUUCUCAUGUGUAUUCACUUCCAUAUGAAUUCGAAGAUUUUAUCCAUUUGAACAAUUCAUUUCCAGGCGGUAUGUUUAAUAAAGUUGUACGUUUGAAAAUGUUGGAUGCGUUUCCUUUUGAACACACAUUAUUCAAAACUGUAUCUGAUAGCUUUCCACAACUCAAACAUCUAAUCAUCUGGAACGAUAAACCACAGGAGAGAAAACAUUGUUCAUCGGUAUUAAAUGUAUUUCCUCAUCUUAUUCUUCUUGAUCUGCUUGGUGCACACAUGAGUUAUGCAGAAGAAUUACUUUACAAUACAAACAGUAUUCUACCUCGUUUACACGAUUUGCACAUUCAAUAUGAAUCACUACGGAUGAUUACAAAUAACUUUACUAUUGAUGUGGCAUGUCUUAACUGCAAUAAGUUGAGAAAACUAAAUCUAAACGAAGUAACUGUUUUACCGGAAAAUUUUCAUCAAUAUUUUCCUUUAAUAUAA
This is a messenger RNA of Adineta ricciae, 1392 nucleotides long. The record is from the annotation of a GenBank genome assembly. NCBI's taxonomy places the organism in Eukaryota, Metazoa, Rotifera, Eurotatoria, Adinetida, Adinetidae.